Leptopilina boulardi is the source of this 1083-nucleotide messenger RNA. Its product is annotated as RRP15-like protein. Gene Ontology annotation, biological process: maturation of 5.8S rRNA; maturation of LSU-rRNA. Gene Ontology annotation, cellular component: preribosome, large subunit precursor. The record is from RefSeq and is a predicted model, not a curated record. Lineage: Eukaryota; Metazoa; Arthropoda; Insecta; Hymenoptera; Figitidae. The transcript is spliced from 4 exons. Bases 209 to 1006 code for a protein of 265 amino acids.
AGUGAAGACUCCUUAUUCUUACUUCGUGAGGACUACAAAAAAAACAACCAUAACCUAAUUUAUUAUUUAUAUAUUUUUUCCACCCGGGUGCGUAUUUUAAUCGUUUUUUCCAAUUUGUUUUUAAGAGAAUUAAAUUUGUUUAAUUAAAUACUCAUAAGCCGUGUCUGUGAGUAACGACAAAAAGAAAAUAUUAAAUUUUUCCAGAAAAAUGAUUAUCGAGAUGUCUACUGAGAAUCGUUUAAACGAAAUAAGUGAAAAUGAAUCAGGAACCGAUAGUGAAUCUAGACAUAGUGAGAAUGAAAUGGAAAGUGAGACGGAAAAUGAUAAAUUAACAUCAAAAGAAGAAGAAGAAGAAGAAGAAGAAGAAUUAGAAGAUAAAAAUGAUAAAAGUAAACAAAAUCCUGGUUGGGCAGAUGCGAUGCGAAAAGUUUUAAGUAAUAAAAAACCAAAGAGAAAAAAAUCUAUUGUACUGUCAAAAGCAAAGAAACAUUGUAAUAAUGAAUUAAAAGAAACAAAAGAGAAAAUUUCCUUUGAAAUUGAUAAUGCAAAUGAAACACCAAUUGUUAAGGAAACUGAAAAAGAAACCGACGAAAAGAAACGUAUCAAAAAAACAUUAAAAUCAGGAAUUAGAAUAAAACCAUCAAUUUUGGAUCGUGAAAGAGAAAGGAUACUACAAAAAAUUGCAACCAAAGGUGUUUUACAAUUAUUUAAUGCAGUGAAACAGCAACAAGUUGAUAUUGAUAAAAAAUUAGUUAAAGCAGGACCAUUGGAGAGGAAACGUGAAAAAGUUUUAAAGGACAUUGAUAAAAAAGCAUUUCUCGAUGUACUUAUGGGUGGAACUAAAAGUAUACAAGUUGAUAAAUGUGCAAAUGAAUCGGCAGAGAAAAAUGAAACAUCGGAAAAAAAUGUUUGGAAAGUCUUAAGGGAUGAUUUUGUAAUGGGAGCAUCAUUAAAGGAUUGGGAUAAAAAGACACCAAUUAAAGGAAACAGCGAUAGUGACGAGUAAAUUUACAAAAAUAAGAAAAAGAAAUAUUUUAUUAUUGUUUUUUUAUACAUUCAUUAAGAAUAAAAAUUUAUAAACAA